AUGGCUUUAUCCCGGCGAUUGACCUACUUAGAUGGAUUCACUGGCCACGACCAAUUGCAAAUAUCUAGAUGGGGACCCACGCCAAACAUUUCGACGACACAAGGGAAAUGGCACGUAAAGGUGCCGCCACAAAUUCCUCAACGAGAAGAUGACUUUGGCCCUCAUCAACAAUUCUUAAUUCCAGCAAAUAAACCUGAAAUCUUCGAUUCCAGCUCUGUGAUGACCACAGGAUUCAAAAUCCUGGGGAGGAAAUGUGAUCCUGGGGAAUCCAUCGAACCACAAAAUCAACGUCACUGGUUCUCUCACAAUGUCGAGACUCGUUUGGGCGAUCUUCAGGGGUCAGCGAUCACUUCGGAGACAAACACCGGAUGGGAAAGUUUAGCGGACUAUAAUCCAGGAACCCAACUGUCCUCAUUCGGCCUUCCAGCAGUACUCCCGAAGAAAUCGGGCUCCAACUAUUCGAAUGUACCGAUAGCGGAGCAAUCCCUAAUGAAAACUCCCUUCCAAUGGAUAGCUCCAAACAAUUCCGCCCAUCCCGGUAUGCGCACAACGGAGGUUCAACACCACAACCCAAGGUUAGGGCCCCAGAAGCAAACAAUCACAAAUUGCCACAAUAGCUGGCAAGCGAAUAAAAGAGCCAGGAGUGUCCCUGUCGAGGAGGGCCUCCAUCAAAAAGGAGACAUGCACUCGGAAUGGAGUGAGCCCUUGGAUGGAAGGGCAUGCAUGGUUCUCACUUGUGCAACAGACACGAAAGUCAGCUCAGCAUGUUCUGCAGCGACUGAGUGGAUAGAGCAAAUUUGUAGUAGAGACAUUGUCCCAAAUUUCGACAAAGGGGCACAGAACUUCGUUCAACAACCACAGCGAUGGACUGGUAAUACAGACCACUGCUCAUUUCGCCCUAUGGCCACUCACAAUAGUUUAUCAAUUGCACAAGAAGAUUGGUGCGAGUGGCACACAGCUCCUCUCAACCAUCAACGGAGCCCGGAUUCUUCAUUCUCAUCAUGUUUUACCCCAGACACCACGCAUGAGGCCCUGAAUUUCGAUUCACCGAGUUUCCGUGACGUGAACGCACCCUUCGAAUACUUUGAUCUUAAUUCGACUCAGGAAAAGCAACCUAGAUGCCAUGAUCACUUUUCUGAAGUCGAGUCCUUUGAGACAGCCACAACAAAACAACUAGGGAAGCUCCGAAGGAUGAAAACAAGUGAAAACCGAACGACAACAGCAAAAGUUGGUCCCCAGCGGAGCAGCGCAAAAGAUGAAUUUCUAGUCCAAGGCAAGCGUUCAGGGAUGUCAUAUAAAGAAAUCAAAGAAAAGGGAAAUUUCUCUGAGGCCGAGUCCACGUUGAGGGGACGUUUCAGAACGCUCACCAAAAAGAAGGAGCAGCGAGUAAGGAAGCCAGGAUGGCAGGAGAACGACUUACGCCUCCUUUGUGAAGCUGUCAGGAAGUAUGCAACCCCUAUAAGAAAUAUUCCAGGAGAUGAGAUCAGAUCUCCCAAAAUAUCAUGGAAGCAAGUAGGCGAACAUAUUUGGAGAAAUGGAGGUUCGUACCAUUUUGGCAAUGCGACUUGCAAGAAGAAAUGGUCGCAGAUACAACAGGGUAUGAUAGUGUUAUCCCCAGAGCGUCAGUUUGGUUAA
Paracoccidioides brasiliensis Pb18 is the source of this 1635-nucleotide messenger RNA. RefSeq lists its product as uncharacterized. Bases 1 to 1635 code for a protein of 544 amino acids. The record is from RefSeq and is a predicted model, not a curated record. The transcript is spliced from 2 exons.